Messenger RNA from Tripterygium wilfordii, 2311 nucleotides. Its product is annotated as subtilisin-like protease SBT4.15. NCBI's taxonomy places the organism in Eukaryota, Viridiplantae, Streptophyta, Magnoliopsida, Celastrales, Celastraceae. The coding region runs from base 1 to 2265 and encodes 754 amino acids. The transcript has 11 exons. Gene Ontology annotation, molecular function: serine-type endopeptidase activity. Gene Ontology annotation, biological process: proteolysis. The record is from RefSeq and is a predicted model, not a curated record.
AUGGAGAGAAUAGUGAAGAAGCUGCAACUUCCCUUGUUCAACAUCUUUGUUUUAGCCAUGGUAGUUCAGCUUUGUGGGUCAUUGGCUAGUGGGUCUAGUCAUGAACAAGAAAGAAAGGCAUAUAUAGUGUACAUGGGAGAUUCAGUAGAAACAACAAUCUCUGCUGUUGAUCGUCACCAUGAUUUGCUUUCAGCUGCUAUUGGAGAUGAGGAUAUAGCCAGAAAAUCCAGAAUUCACAGCUAUGGAAAGAGUCUUGAUGCAUUUGCUGCACAUCUAAUGCCACAAGAAGCAGAGAGACUACGAGAGAAUGAGAAUGUGGUUUCAGUGUUUCCAAGCACACUAAGGAAGCUUCAAACGACACGGUCAUGGGAUUUUCUGAAAAUGCCUCUCUCUGUUAAGAGAAAUUCUCAAAUAGAGACUGAUGUUAUCAUCGGCUUGUUAGAUACAGGAAUUUAUGUGGAUGCUCCAAGUUUUGAUGACAAAGGAUUCGGACCUCCUCCAUCGAAAUGGAAAGGCAUAUGCCAAUCAGGAGGAAAUUUCAGUGGCUGCAACAACAAAGUAAUUGGUGCACGGUCAUACGAUGUAGACCGCAAGAAUGCUGUCAACAACCUAUCACCAGCGGACGAUGAAGGCCAUGGCACGCAUACUUCCUCAACCAUAGCUGGUGUGCCGGUCCAGGGGGCGAGCCUGUAUGGAUUGGGGCAAGGAACUGCUCGAGGAGGUGUUCCUGGUGCACGUAUAGCAAUGUACAAGGUUUGUCAUGAGCGAGGCUGCAGCGACUUGGAUAUAUUGGCAGCAUUCGAUGAUGCAAUUGCAGAUGGUGUGGAUUUGUUGUCGGUUUCAAUAGGUGGCCCAUCCAAUGAUUACUUCAGUGAUGCUUUAGCCAUUGGUACUUUUCAUGCUAUGAAGAAGGGUAUCUUGACUAGUUGCUCCGCGGGUAAUGAAGGGCCGAGGAUGUCUUCAGUGGAGAAUGUGGCUCCUUGGAUUCUGACUGUUGGUGCUAGUGGCUUGGAUAGACAGUUCAGGAGUUCGGCUCGAUUUGGAGAUGGCAUGAGAACUUCUGGUGUUUCUCUGAAUACAUUCAGAUUGAAAAGGAGAAUGUACCCUCUGAUAAGUGGCGCAAAAGCAGCCAACAACAGUAGAAUCAAGGAUGAUUUCUUUUCUCCCAUGAGCUGUGAUUCUGGGACUCUGGAUGAAAAGAAGGUGAAGGGGAAGAUAGUGUUCUGUCACAGGGGAUAUGAUCAAGAUUAUGUAAUCAAGAAGUUGGGUGGAGUUGGGGUAAUUCUUGUCAAACAAGGGAACCUAGACACUGGAUCUAGCUUUUUGAUCCCUGCAACGAUUGUCGAUCCUUUAGAAGCUGAAAAGAUUGACAAAUAUAUCAACUCUACUAAGAAUCCUCGAGCUAUCAUAUCCAAAUCAAGGAAAGUGACUGUCGCGGCUCCAUUUGUGGCUUCCUUCUCAUCUAGAGGACCUAACCCCGUCUCCAGCACAAUCGCGAAGCCGGAUCUUGUGGCUCCUGGGAUCGACAUACUGGCUGCUUAUACUAAACUUGCAUCUGUCACUGGGAGUGAAGAUGACAAUCGGUACGAUGUGUACAAUAUAAUGUCUGGAACUUCAAUGGCUUGCCCUCAUGCCGCUGCUACUGCUGCCUAUAUCAAGUCAUUUCAUCCCGAUUGGUCUCCUGCUGCGAUUAAGUCUGCUCUCAUGACAACUGCAACUGAGAUGAAAGUUGGAGAAGAAUUGGCAGAGCUGGCCUACGGUGCAGGGCAAAUUGAUCCAGUAAGGGCAUUGCAUCCAGGAUUAGUCUAUGAUGCGUCGAAAAUGAACUACAUUCGCUUCCUUUGCAAUGAAGGCUACUCCGGCACAGUCCUACGCCUUAUCACAGAUGAAUAUAUAAAUUGUUCAAGAAUUCCUUCUAUCGGUGGGAAUGAUGCGUUGAACUACCCAUCGAUGUAUUUGCAGCUUGAAAAUCCCAAUUCUAGCAUUUCUGCCAUUCUUCAUCGGACAGUUACUAAUGUGGAGCCAGGAAACUUUAUUUACAAGGCUACAGUGAAGGCACCCAAGGAGCUGAAGAUCACUGUCACUCCGGACACGUUGAAAUUUGAUCGGAUGUAUGAGAAGAAAAGCUUCAAGGUUGAGAUCAAAGGUCCGGCAUUGAAAAUUAAUGUUACUGUUUUAUCAGCUUCACUGGAAUGGAGGAGUGAUUCUUCAAGUCACAGGGUCAAGAGCCCUAUUAUCAUUCAUGCCAAAGAAUUAUAUUACUGAUGUCCAGUCCAACUCCGAAAUAAGGCAUAUAUGUACAUAUUGUUCA